UUUUGCGAAAACAGAUUAAUACAUUAUCUGGUUAUUACAUUAUCUGGUAUCUUAAUACUGACAUGGAGACGUGACACUUCUGUUCUAAAUGGCAUUAAAAUCUGGCAUGGAGGAAGGUUACGAAACGGACGAUGCCAGCGGCAAUGAAAGCGAACAUCCGGCCUUCGGCACACUAUGGUACUUCAAGCCCCACCCUACGAUGAGCCAAAAGAAGCGUCGAGAGUUUUGCUUGGACCUCCUGGACCGUGACUACGAAGAGCCCAACCAGGAGUCCUUUGAACCCAUAACUACGAUGCCGAUGGCCUUUCAAAACGCCAAAGGUGAUGGAAUAUUUUUGGUACAAAUGGGGCCGGAGGACACCCGAACCACUCUGCGGCCCGACGGCUGCGGCAGAUGGAAAAAUAAUGGUAACACGGCGACUGAGGAUGUAUACACCACCUACUAUCGCAAUAUUACUUGCCGGACAUUUCAUAAAUACGCACAUGUCAACGACACCAAACGCUUGGCAGUACUCGACUACUGGUGGGACCCCGACGCAACGCCAAAGGCAUUCCCAGUACCGCCUCACGGUAAUUCCAAAUCUUCGGCACCAUUUAAUGGCACCAAUAAAAUCGCGCGUCGAGUGAUUUCUAAUACACUAUCCGAAAAUAAGUUUUCCCGUAAUGACGAAAUCAUGGACAUUGCCAAAAAGGUUGCGGCAAGCGGCAGCUGCAAUCCUAUGUUUAUUCCACGGGAUAAAUCACAAGUAAAGCGGGUGAAGAUUGCAUCGAAAAAAUCCGAAAUGGCGGACCUGAUGGGCAAACUGUGUCAGGAAGAAGACGUAUACUUUCACUGCACGACAAUUAAUACUUCGGAGGACGAGAAAAAGAAUAUGAUACCAGUUGUCUGCAGGCUGUCACAAUCACUGCUGGUGAAGUCAUUCGUCCUUCCAGGAUUUACGGGGCACAACGUUUUCAGUCCUCUGUACAUUGAUAUCGUGCAUAAUAUCGGAGAAUAUUAUGUGAUGACCUUGGCCAUCCAGCACCCUUACCUGCGCAGAAAGGAAACCGCCGCUGUUUCCGCAAAUAUUUCAGAAACAGCAAAACUGCGUGGUUUUGGAAAUGCAGUUCUUAUCGUCGGAACGGCAAUGCUAACUGGCCUAUUCGCGGCCGAAAUGCAAGCCGCAUUGUAUACGAUCCUUGAAAGGUAUCAACGUGACUGUGGUGACAGUGAAAUAUUUACGAAAUGGACUCCGACAAUUGUGGCUGAUGACAAUUUCAAACGUCAUAUGAAGCUGAAGCUGAAUAUGGACGAAUCAUCCAUCAACAUGGUCCUUGCGAUCUUUUUCGGUGGCAAAUUUACUGACGAUGACGAAGAAGAAAAGGGCAUCAUCGACAGCGCAUCCGAAAAGGAACUCGAUGCUAAAGUUGCAGACCUAUCUUCCGAGUUAUCCAGCAUCCACCCGGGAAUUUUGGCAUAUUAUCAGAAACGUAAAAGGCAAAUAUUUCUGGACCACGCAUUGUUAGAUGUACGCCAAUCUGCGGCUUUCGGAUCUGACCAUGUGACUAAUAAUGUGGCCGAAUCUGCCAAUUAUGAAUUGAAAGACACGCUCAGAAAUUUGCCCCAAAAGCAAAUUGGCCUUAUGGAAAUUAUCUCUCAAACGAAAUCUCUCAUUCGCCGUCAGGAAACUCACAUCGCGGAGGCUAUUAUCGGUUGCGGCGAGUUCAUUUUUACGGAGGCUUCCCCUUGCGUGGCACACACCGCGGAUGUGCUAGACAACGAAUCUGUGUACAAGAAUUGUCUGCGAAAAUUAUUCGGCGGGACUUUAAGCCAUGACCCUUUAUCCGACCGCCGCUCAAAGCUCGCGUCCCAUGAGACCGACUGCACCAUCAAGUUUCAGGUUUCGUUUGAGAAAUCCGAAUUAUCAAUUGACUACCAACCAUGCUGGAAAGCUGCGUUUCAGUUGAUUAAAACGAAAAAGAUUCACAGCGCUCCACCUCUGAUGGGUAGCAACGUUUUCCUGGUAGACGAUCCUAAUGGUCAUUUGAAAAAGGUCACAUGGUCGGCGGAAGCAGCCGCUGAGUGUUCUUGCGCUGAUUUUAAGAAAAAAGCCUUUUGUUGUGACGUUCUGGCCGUGUCUCACAUGAUGCAAAGAAUGCCUGAGUUUCUCGAAAAUUUCCGCUGUGCAGUUCCUCCUUAUUCAAUGCUCAUAGGACCGACAUCCACAGGAAAAGGCAACACAAAACGAAAAGCCGACAGGAACGAAAAACACAAACACAGUGGGCACAAAACGAAAAGCCGACAGAAAAUUGUCGAAAGGAGCCACGCUCCGCUCAGUAUCGUCGCAAGCCAGCAGUUUCAACAGACAACUAAAACGGUCGCAUAUUGAGAUCACGGAGGACAAUUCGGACAACGAAGUAUCCAUUAUCGGCUGCAAAACUGCCGAACCGGAAACCCUGAAGGGCGCAAUCGCUUCACGUAGGAAGAAAUUCAAGGUCGAGCCGAAAGAGGAAGUCGUGCAUCCACAGGUGAACGAACUGUAUCAACUGGAACAAGAACUUGAGCGAGAAAAAUCUCCAGAACCGUGUCCCUGUUGCAAGGGGAUUAAGCACCUUAAUCCGUGGCAGAAAGGAAGCAGCCGUUUCCGCAUCACAAAAGAUGCCGCUGUCCAUCCUAAUUCGAAGUGUCCUGGCUGUGGAAAAAGAUUUGUGGACAAUCCGCCGGCACUGGACAUCAUUGUGGUCCGCGAAGAGUUUGAGUAUAUCAGUGGCAGCAAUCGGCAAGCAGUAACUGACCGGGCUAAGCCCAGAAAGUAUUGUCUGCGUGCGGCAUGCAUUAAGCGCCGUCACCCGCAGUUCACAUCACAGUUUGCAAAUCAUCUGGAUGACGCCGUUAAAUUCAAAAAAGAUGAGCUGGUUGCAAUCGCAAAGUUUCGCGCUGAAAUUUAGUCGAAGUAGUGUUGAGUUCAGGGCAUGCAUGUUCUUUUGUCAUUGUGCUUUUUUUGAUAUUUUGAUACCUUGUUUAGCGUCCCAAUUAGGAUUAGCUGAUUGGUAUACGAGUACGUACGUAUGUUCUUUUGUGAUUGUUUUUUGUUUGCUUGCGUUUUUUUAAAUUUUUCGACCUUUUGAGUUGUAGUUUUCGUUUGUUGUUGUUAACUGUCUGUCUGCCGAACGAUGAAGCAUGUUUUGGAAUUAGCAAAAGCAGAAUGCAAUACACCGAUACAUAAUACAUAGAAUGUCCAGGUUGUACUUAGUACUUACUGCAUGACUUAGUUUACCAAUAAGUUGGUUUUGCAUCAGUUCGUGAUUGCCUUAAAAAAAUGAAUGUUCAGGAAAUUCCGCCGGCAUUUUGACCACGAGAAAUUCCGCCGUCUUUUUGACCUGACAAAAUUUCCGCCGGCCGAAAAUUCCGCCGUCGUUUUGACAUUGGCCUUUCAACAAUGAGCCGAGCUGUUGUAUUGUAAAUGCCGAAUGGAUGUAUGAACUUCAAGGAGGAAGUCAUUUUUUGAAUGUGGAACUGCCCGGCUUGGAAUGCUACAUAGGAAGUACUGGAGCAAGGCUCACGGAUGCCGGUACAAGUUGCCCGACUGCCUGUUUAUGUCACCUGCCACUGAUCCUGCUGACGGAGAUCUUGCGACAGCUGGAUCUGCACACACAAG
This is a messenger RNA of Paramacrobiotus metropolitanus, 3637 nucleotides long. RefSeq lists its product as uncharacterized. The transcript is spliced from 10 exons. Lineage: Eukaryota; Metazoa; Tardigrada; Eutardigrada; Parachela; Macrobiotidae. The record is from RefSeq and is a predicted model, not a curated record. The coding region runs from base 89 to 2368 and encodes 759 amino acids.